Messenger RNA from Solanum verrucosum, 567 nucleotides. RefSeq names its product abscisic stress-ripening protein 3. The record is from RefSeq and is a predicted model, not a curated record. The coding region runs from base 106 to 432 and encodes 108 amino acids. The transcript is spliced from 2 exons. NCBI's taxonomy places the organism in Eukaryota, Viridiplantae, Streptophyta, Magnoliopsida, Solanales, Solanaceae.
AAUUCAUCAGCCUAUAAAUAAUGGACUAGCUAGAAAAACAAAAUAUCAAAGCACAAAUUGUCUAUCGACGUUUUAUCAACAAUUAAUUUAGUGAAGCAAUAUAAUAUGGCUGAAGAGAAACAACAUCACCGUUUGUUCCACCACAAGAACAAGGAGGAAGAAAGUGGUCCAGUUGAUCAUGAAAAAAAAGUGAAGCACCAUAGCCAUCUCCAGAAAAUUGGUGAACUUGGUGCUGUUGCUGCCGGUGCUUACGCCUUGCAUGAGAAGCACAAGGCAAAGAAAGACCCAGAGAAUGCACACAAACACAAGAUAAAACAAGAAAUAGCAGCAGUAACUGCAGUUGGGGCAGGUGGAUUUGCAUUCCAUGAACAUCAUCAGAAAAAAGAUGCCAAGAAAGAAAAAAAGGCUGCUGAGGGAGGACACCACCACUAAUUAAAUUUAUCUACUAUUUUAGGUAGCUAUCUUUCUAUGGACUGCCUAAAAUAAAUAAAAGUUACUACUAUGUGUUUUUGUAUUCAGUUUUAAAUUUUUUCCAGUGUGGAUGUUUCUAUGUUAAUCUCACCUUGU